AAGUUUGCUUUAAAAUUCUUUUCUUUCAAAAGCUGUUGCGCUGUAAUUGUUUCCUCCACAAACCGAACUUGAAUCGGCAUUUAGCUACUUUCUUUGCACCAUUUUUAUUUGUACUCGGAGUUGGAUAUCUGUGAAAAACAUUUGUAAAGUUAAACGUUCUGUGUAAAACUUAUUGCAAUGUUAUCCGGCCGUGGGACUAAUCGCCUGUUAAAGUGCAUUGGCCCAAAUUUAUUAUAAUUAGUAAUUGUUUCUCAUGUACCGACCUGCCAGGGUGGAAUCCUGUUCGGGACGGGAGCAGUUGCCCCCAGCUGACGUUUGGUGAAAUGGCAGUGCCUUGUUCUACUGAAACAUUUCUGAUAGUUGGAGACGAUGUUAAGGAAAGGGGUGAAGUGGAUUACUGGGUGUCUGAUGCUGCAAUUCACAGCCAGAAAGAACGGAACAACGGUGCAAAAUGUUCACCAGAACAGAAUGAAUUAUCUCCUAUUGCUGGUGAUGCAGAGCACAGUGAUAUAUGUGUGGUCCAUGAUGGAAUUCAACUUCUGGCCAUUAACCCAGACAUUUCAGGCGAAACGGUCACAAGCUCAGAGGUGUGUACGUGUCAUCCCAAAACCUCCGGAGACGUUGAAUAUGAUGAUAUAGUCCUACCACGUGAUAGAGCUCAGACCACAAUUGAAGACAGCAUCAUUGCAGAUGUACAAGUGUUCAGCACAGAGGGGAACCUCGACAAGGAAUCCUCACCUCAUUCUGUCCAGACUCGAGAGUGCCAGUUUUCUGCAGAGCCUGUGGAAGUCAUGGAUUUAGAGGAAAAACCUAAGGUAACAUCUGCCAACCCAUCCCUAGAGACCACAUCUGCUGACUCGUCAUCAGAGAUUUCUGGAUAUGUUGCUACUGUGGAGCAUGACACCGCACUGACAGAUCCUGCUAUAAGUGAUUCGGACCUGUCUUCGUCUGAUCAACAUCCCCCUCCUGCAACCUCCGAGCCUGGGCUGCUCACCACCUCACAGUAUCCUGGAUUACUUGCAGAGGACUUUGAUGAUAUCUAUGAAUCGGACCCAGAAAACAGAGCUGAGGAGGAGUUUGUUGAGUAUUUCCCAGAUGUAAUGGGUGCCCAUACAGUACCCAGACUCAUCAAUGGAAUUCAGCAUUCGGUGCCCUUCAUUGAUUAUGGAGAAACCUUACAUCCUUAUGUGCCAGGCUAUAUUGAAGAGUGCUGGCUGACUGAUACACCUGAGGGACAGUACCAUGAUUCAUUACAAUGCACAAAGCCAACCACUGGUUAUGGGGAAGAUAGAGGGAAUUGGAGCACGGGGGAAACAGUACCACCCCAUGAAGAGAUUGUGGUGGAAACAUUGUAUAAAGAGGGACCAAAUGAAAACCUGGAGACAGAGCACAACAGCUUGAAGCAAGUCUCAACAAUGAGGUCGUUCAUAGAUUUUGCAGUGCAGACAGACUGUGUUACUGUAGACGCAGAGGUCAGCACAGACAAAGAUAUUGAAAAGUACAUGAACGAAGUGACGGCUGAACGGGAGGUUUUGAAGGACAGAUACCAGGAGGUGUUGGACAGACAGAUACAGAUGGAGAACCAGCUCCAGGUCAAAGUUCGACAACUUCAAACACGACAGGAAGAAGAGGAGAAUAUUUACCAGGAUAAUGUUAAGCAGGUUCAGGAGAUGAAAGUAAAAUUGGAAGAACUGAAGAAGAAAUCUGAAAAGGAGAAGAAAGAGUUUGUUCAAAAAGAGCAAGAGUUGAAGAAUGAAGUAACGAGGCUUUAUGAAAAUGGGAAACGGCUGAUGAAGGAGCAGGAAGAAAAGGGCAACUUGAUAGCCAUUCUGAUCAGCGAUCAAUCAGACAAGAAGGAGAAGUUAAAUGAGGAUUUGGCAAAACUGAGGCUCAAGCAUCAGGACCUUAACAAGAAAGUUCUGGAAGAGACCGAGCGAGCCUUGAAAGCUGAGGUUCAAUCCCUGGAGAGCAAGAAGGAGUUUGCAGUUAUGAUGCUGGACAAAGCAGCGAGUGAAGCAGAACUACAGAUUCAUAGCUUGAGCUCCAUUCCAGGAAGGUCGAGCCUGGAACUCGAUUGGCGGAGAAGGCUACAUGACAUCCAGGUGCAAAAGGAGAAUAUCAAGAAUCAAUAUGAGGGUCACAUUCAGCUGGUGCAGAAUGGCGCAAAACUCAGCAGUCUUCCUCACAUACAUUCGCCAACACUACAACCUGCUCCUGCAGAGCCUGAAUUAGUGCUCCAAAGUACGUGGCAGAACCCUCAAGUUCCCUUCACGGCAUCGUUUUACCCAGCUCCGGUAUCAACGAUGAAGCUUCCAGCUGCGCGGUUUGCCCUGGGCCACGUGGCACAGUCAGAGUUUGCCGGCCGGAGCACCCAACCAGUUUCCAACCCCGCUACGAAACUGGAAAAACUCCUGGAAAAGCUGGAGGCUAGAUUUCCAAACUGUAGCAGAGCUCAACUUACCCACAUUCUGCAGCAGAUUAAGAACUCGCGUGGAACAAUUGCUGGCCUUUCUGUGGAUGAACUAAUACACCAAGUGGCCGCCCAGCUGACUGAAAUAAUGCAGGUUGAGCCAGUGCACAUACUGCGAAAUCCUACCACUUUGCCUGGACCCUUCCCACCAGCAACUUCUCAGGCCACCUGUUACCUGACCCAGCUGAAGGGUCGAACUGGAGCUCAACCCUCAUACCAGGAGAGUCCAGUGGUGGUCUCAGGCAGUCCCCGGCUUUGUUUGGUGUGUCAGAAAGUUGUGCUUGUCAAUGAAGUCCAGCCAAUGGCCUGUUCACAUAUUGUCCACCGAGAGUGCAUCAAAUUCUGGUCGCAAUCGAACAAAAACAGUAGCUGUCCUUUCUGCCCCACACCAAGGUAAUACCUCAAGCAGUACAGCAGGUGGUGGGGACGUCCUUGUCAUUCUGACAUUAUUCUUCAAACGUCAAGCCCUCUGACACUACCAAACUUCUGACUGCCAUGUGAACUUCUUAUAUUUGGGAAAAGACCCAGGUCUCAAAGUGAGCAGAUGAUAAAUCACGAAUGUGUUGGAUCAAACUAGAUUGUCACUGGUGUACUAAGAAUAUUGGGACGAAUAUUCUAGCAGGUUGCAUAUUUUCUAUUUUUUGGGAGCCAAGUUUAGUAUGAGUGUCUCUCUCUCAAGAAUAAAUGUGAGGAAGUAUGUCUUGUUUAUGGUCAUGUUAUCAAUGCAGCAAACCUGGUUGUUUAUCAUUAUGGAGUUCUGAUUGGAAAGGUCAGUUCACAAGGUCUCCCUGGAUAUGUCUCUUGGAAGGACAGAGCUGAAUUAUGAGAUAUAAGCAAAAUAUAAACUUGGAAAAAAAAUGCAUUGCUCCUGAAACUUGUCUCUGUGGAGCUGGUUUCUUGACAGCUAACAACUUCAAGAAAUAUGGCUGGGACUAUAAAGAUAAAAAUGAGCAAGAAGUUGGUAGUUUAUUGUUCAAUCUAGUUGUACAAAUGUUAUAACAUAUCAAGGUUGAAGAAGAGUAUGAUAUUCGCUUUCCUUCUCGAUUGCAAACACCUGAGGGAUUGAUCAAUUGAUCAAUUGAGGGAUCAUAUGUGGAUCAUUGUUGAGGGAUCAUUGUUUUUGUGUGAUCCUAAAGUGUUGAGUUCUAUUCAACUCUUGAGUGAAUCACAGCCUAUCCAAUAUUGUCUUUGUUCAGCCCCUCGUUCCCUUAUUUAUUUUUGCAAACUCCCCCAAGUCCUGCCUGGAAUGCUAAAUUUAGCAAACUUUAGUUCCCCACAUGUGGAGGUGAAAUGUUCUGCUCUGUUGUGGUUCUGUUCGCCGAGCUGGAAAUUUUUGUUGCAAACGUUUCGUCCC
Chiloscyllium plagiosum (whitespotted bambooshark) is the source of this 3824-nucleotide messenger RNA. Its product is annotated as RING finger protein 214. NCBI's taxonomy places the organism in Eukaryota, Metazoa, Chordata, Chondrichthyes, Orectolobiformes, Hemiscylliidae. Gene Ontology annotation, molecular function: ubiquitin-protein transferase activity. The record is from RefSeq and is a predicted model, not a curated record.